This is a messenger RNA of Xenopus laevis (African clawed frog), 1998 nucleotides long. RefSeq names its product F-box and leucine-rich repeat protein 3 L homeolog (gene fbxl3.L). NCBI's taxonomy places the organism in Eukaryota, Metazoa, Chordata, Amphibia, Anura, Pipidae. Gene Ontology annotation, biological process: regulation of circadian rhythm. Gene Ontology annotation, cellular component: cytoplasm; mitochondrion; nucleus. The record is from RefSeq and is marked provisional.
GCUUCGGCCAUCUUAUAAGCAACAGCGCAUGCGAAUAAUAAUAAUCUUCAUCAGAAUAUCUGACUAUACUCUAGACUGACAACAGUCGCCAUACUGCUGUGUACGCUUGGACAGAGCUGGUUGUCUAAUGAAGGCCUGGGAAUGGCUGCACAGUGACUGGGAGCUGAGCUGGGACACUGCUGUACCGGGCUAAUGUAACACUGUAUAUACGGACUGAUUUGGGUUACACUGGUAUAAGAGAGCGCACAUUGUGCUGACACACCGCCGGGAGCAGAAUGAAAAGAGGAAGGAAAGUCAGUGAGGCUGGCAUUAGUUUUUCUGAUGAAGAGAUGGGGAAACUGUCCAAGAAGUUGAAAAAUACAGAAUAUAGAUCUUCUGAGAUGUCAAAGAGUUAUGACUGGGGAAACUUGCUUCCAGAUAUUAUUCUACAAAUAUUUCAGUAUUUGCCUCUCUUGGACCGUGCACAUGCUUCUCAAGUUUGCCGAACCUGGAACAAUGUUUUUCAUAUGCCAGACCUUUGGAGAUGCUUUGAAUUUGAACUGAAUCAGCCGGCUACAUCUAAUCUGAAGGCUACACAUCCUGACUUGAUAAAGCAGAUUAUCAAUAGGCACUCAAACCACUUGCAGUAUGUUAGUUUUAAGGUUGAUAGUAGUAAAGAAUCCGCAGAAGCUGCUUGUGAUAUCCUCUCACAGCUUGUCAACUGUUCUCUGAAAACUCUUGGACUUAUUUCUACUGCUAGGCCAAGCUUCAUGGACUUACCUAAGUCACAUUUCAUAUCUGCGCUUACUGUGGUGUUUGUAAAUUCAAAGUCGCUCUCAUCCCUUAACAUUGAUGACACGCCCGUUGAUGACCCAUCACUGAAGGUAUUGGUGGCAAACAACAGCGAUACACUGAAGCUUUUAAAGAUGAGCAGUUGUCCCCACGUUUCUCCAGCAGGCAUCCUUUGUGUAGCAGAUCAGUGUCAUGGGUUACGAGAAUUAGCCCUGAACUACUAUUUGCUGAGUGAUGAGCUGCUAAUUGCAUUAUCUUCAGAAAAACACGUUAGACUGGAACACCUCCGUAUUGACGUUGUGAGUGAGAAUCCAGGUCAGACCCAGUUCCACACAAUCCAGAAAAGCAGCUGGGAUGCUCUGAUAAAACACUCUCCUAAAGUCAAUUUGGUUAUGUACUUUUUCCUUUAUGAAGAGGAGUUUGAUCCAUUUUUUCGUUAUGAAACACCAGUCACACAUCUAUAUUUCGGCAGAUCAGUAAGCAAAGAGGUGCUUGGCCGUGUUGGAAUGACAUGCCCACGUUUGGUGGAAUUGGUUGUUUGUGCCAAUGGACUGCGGCCUCUGGAUGAAGAGUUGAUCCGCAUAGCUGAGCGCUGCAAGAGUCUAACAGCCAUUGGACUUGGGGAGUGUGAAGUCUCUUGCUCAGCUUUUGUUGAGUUUGUUAAGAUGUGCGGAGGCCGUCUCUCUCAGCUUUCAAUAAUGGAGGAAGUAUUAAUACCUGAUCAGAAAUAUAAUGUAGAGCAAAUCCACUGGGAAGUGUCCAAGCAUCUUGGCAGAGUCUGGUUUCCAGACAUGAUGCCCACUUGGUAGACUCUCAAACUCUCUACUUGUAAAUUAAACCGCACCUUAGGUCUCCCGUACAUCUGCAUGGAAAGCUAAAUUAAUAAUUUUUUAUUUGUUGUAUAAUUGUUUAGAUGAUGCAUGUAGGCACUAAUUUAUCAAACAAUUCAUAGCAAUCAGGAUCAAGUAGGGACCAUUUAAUUGCAUUUUUUUUUAAAUCGUAAACUACAUUAAAAAUCUGGUUGUCUAUAACAUGAACCAAACAGGCAUCAUUCUCUCAGUCCCAGGCAGUAAAAAUUAUUUUGUUCUUACUUGUUUUGGUCAGAAAACACAAUAGUACAAAAAAUGUAACAUUAUAAAAAAUAGUAUCUGUUACAAUAUACCAAAAGCUUUCAUAUUUGACAAAAACAAUGCUGAAAGCCACCUACAUAAAAUAUAAAGUCUGCAA